UAGUAUCAUUUUGAGUGUUACAAAGAAAAGUUUGUGAAUUAAUAUUGUUUGUUAAGCUAAAACAAAAUGUUUGAAGGAUAUUUGAUAGGAGUGGGAAUUUAUGCAUUGGCUUGCUAUUUGUACGAUAAUUUAAGAACCCCGAUGUAUUUAUUAUAUCGAUCCUGGCAGCAACGUCAUAAGCCACAACAGAUACAUUUAAUGGAAAAAUAUGGAAAAUGGGCGGCUGUAACUGGUUCCACCGAUGGCAUUGGUAAGGCCUAUGCUAGAGAAUUAGCCCGACUGGGCUUUAACAUUGUUUUAAUAUCCAGAACACAAACAAAAUUGGAAGCAGUGGCUCAAGAAAUUGAAACUGAUUUUGCGGUAGAAACUUUUAUUGUGCAAUGUGAUUUCUCCAAAGGUGCAGAAAUAUACAACAAUCUGUUUAACAAACUUUCUGAGAAGCCUAUAGGAAUUUUGAUUAAUAAUGUUGGCAUUGGCCAUAAUCCUCCUGGACCAAUAGGCACCUUUUCGCCGGAACAUAUGUGGCAGGUAAUUAAUGUUAAUAUCGGAGCAGCUACCCAACUAUCACGUCAUUUUAUAUAUAAAUGGCGCAAGGCCGGUGAGAAAGGUCUCAUUGUUAACAUUUCUUCGGGCAUAGAGUUACAGUCGUGUCCAUUUGGUUCAAUAUAUGGCGGCAGCAAGGCCUAUAUGCAGAGUUUUACUAAGGCCCUUCAAGAGGAAACCAAAAAUAUGGGCAUAACCAUACAAUUGUGUUCUCCAAACUUUGUGGUUACAAAAAUCAAUAGUUAUUCCAUGAAAGUAAUGCGAGGAAAUCUCCUUAUACCGCCACCCGAGGAAUAUGCCAAAUGGGCGGUCAGCACUUUAGGAAAAGUGGAUGAAACUAGCGGUUAUUUUUGGCAUGGAAUACAGAAUGCUAUUUGGAAAAUUUUGCCCUAUCGUUUAAGGGCAGCAUUGUUUGUAAUUAUUUGCAAAAAGCUUGUUGAUAAAUUGGGAAAAAUGGAAACUCGCGAGGAAACAAAUAAAAGCUAAAACUACCUAAACUACCAAUUACUUCAAAGGUUCAAAUAAUUAAUGUCUAAUUAAAUUUUCAAAAUCAAAUUAGAUUGUAUCUCUUUACUUUUCCAUUAAAGCAUUCAUCACGAAUUAAUUCGUUGUCUUAAUUCCUUAUUA
Calliphora vicina (urban bluebottle blowfly) is the source of this 1170-nucleotide messenger RNA. RefSeq names its product hydroxysteroid dehydrogenase-like protein 1. The record is from RefSeq and is a predicted model, not a curated record. The coding region runs from base 67 to 1029 and encodes 320 amino acids. NCBI's taxonomy places the organism in Eukaryota, Metazoa, Arthropoda, Insecta, Diptera, Calliphoridae. Gene Ontology annotation, cellular component: endoplasmic reticulum. Gene Ontology annotation, molecular function: oxidoreductase activity. The transcript is spliced from 5 exons.